GGGUUGCAGUAAAAGCGCGAGACUGCUCCUCGCGAGACACACACUCCAAGCAGAGCGCGAGCCAGACAUUGAAGCAGCAUGGCAGAAGCUCACCAAGCCGUGGCCUUUCAGUUCACCGUUACUCCAGAUGGCAUUGACCUUCAGCUGUGUCAUGAGGCCUUACGCCAGAUCUAUCUUUCUGCCUUACACUCCUGGAAAAAGAGGUUCAUUAGGUUCAAGAAUGGUGUUAUGACUGGAGUUUAUCCUGGAAGUCCUUCUGGACUCAUAGUUGUGGUUGGGGGUUAUAUGACCUAUGCAAAAUAUGCUAAGAUAGACCCAAGUUUAGGACUCAUCACCAAAAUGGCUACACAUUUGCCCAUCAGUAAAUGCAUAUCAGAAGACAAUCAGUGUAUAGUUGGUGGAAUGCUGAUCGGUACAGGAGUUUGGGCCAUCAUCACCUUUAUUAUGAGGAACAUUCUGAAAUCUUUGCUGUCCUGGCAUGGAUGGAUGUACAGUGCCCAUGGGUCCACAUCCAUGAAGACCAAAAUUUGGCUGGUACUUGUAAAGUUGUUCUCUGGACCUAAGCCAAUGUUGUACAGUUUCCAGAGCUCCUUGCCACACCUACCUGUGCCCCCUGUGAACCACACAAUCAAAAGAUACCUCGAAUCUGUGCGUUCUCUCAUGGACGAUGAGCAGUACAAACGUAUGGAAGGACUGGCGAAGGACUUUGAAAAGAACUUGGGCCCCAAACUUCAGUGGUACCUGAAGCUCAAGGCCUUUUGGGCCUCCAAUUAUGUCAGUGACUGGUGGGAGGAGUAUAUUUACCUGCGAGGACGUGGACCCAUCAUGGUCAACAGCAAUUACUAUGCAAUGGACUUUUUGUACGUCUUCCCUACUCAUUUGCAAGCUGCCAGGGCGGGGAAUGCUAUUCAUGCCAUAAUGCUUUACCGGAGAAAACUGGACCGAGCUCAGAUCAAACCUAUUUGCUUGCUGGAGAACAGAGUGCCAUUGUGUUCGGCACAGUGGGAGCGGAUGUUUAACACGUCCCGCAUCCCAGGCCUGGAGACAGAUACCAUCCAGCAUGUGAACGAGAGCAAGCACAUUGUGGUCUUCCACAAGGGUCGCUUUUUCAAGGUGUGGAUGUUUUAUGAUGGUCGCUUGCUGUUGCCCAGAGAGAUUGAGCAACAGAUGGAGAGGAUUUUGGCAGAUGCAUCCAAACCUCAGACUGGAGAGGAGAAACUGGCUGCACUUACUGCAGGAGACAGGGUGCCGUGGGCGAAGGCCCGCAGUGAGUUUUUCAGUAGAGGGAAGAACAAGCAAUCUCUGGAUGCAGUGGAGAAGGCUGCUUUCUUUGUCACGCUGGAUGACACAGAGCAGCGUUACGAGCCUGAUAACCCUGUGCAGUCCUUGGACAUCUAUGCUAAAUCUUUGCUUCAUGGAAAAUGCUAUGACAGAUGGUUUGACAAGUCCUUUAACCUGAUUGUGUUUAAGAACGGCACAAUGGGUCUGAACGCUGAACAUACCUGGGCUGAUGCGCCUAUUGUGGGCCAUCUGUGGGAACAUGUGUUGUCUAUGGAUCCUUUAAAGCUGGGAUACGCUAAAGAUGGGCACUGCAAGGGAAAACCUCAUCCCAGCCUGCCUGGUCCUCAGCGCCUGCAGUGGGAUAUUUCUGAUGAGUGUCAGUCUGUGAUCAACAGCUCUCUGGCGGUGGCUACUGCCAUAGCAGAUGAUGUAGACAUGCACAUCUUCCCCUUUAACAACUUUGGCAAAGGUUUAAUCAAGAAGUGCAGGACCAGCCCAGAUGGCUUUAUUCAGCUCGCACUUCAGCUCGCUCACUUCAGAGAUAAGAACAAGUUCUGCUUGACAUAUGAGGCCUCAAUGACACGGCUGUUCCGUGAAGGCCGAACUGAAACUGUUCGAUCCUGCACCAUACAGACUUGCGAUUUUGUUCGUGCCAUGAUGGAUGAAAAACAGACAAAAGAGGAGAGGCUGCGACUUCUGAAGUUGGCAACAGAAAAGCACCAGGAACUCUAUAGAUUGGCCAUGACUGGUAAAGGCAUCGAUCGCCAUCUCUUCUGCCUCUAUGUAGUGUCCAAGUACCUGGGAGUUGACUCACCCUUCCUCAAAGAGGUGUUGUCUGAGCCAUGGAGACUGUCUACCAGUCAGACUCCUCUACAGCAGGUGGAUCUCUUUGAUUUGAAGAAGCACCCAGAGUAUGCCACCAGUGGAGGUGGCUUUGGACCAGUGGCAGAUGAUGGUUAUGGUGUGUCAUAUAUCAUUCUUGGAGAAGACCUUAUCAACUUCCACAUAUCAAGCAAGCGUUCCAGUCCAGAGACUGACUCUCACCGCUUUGGCAGCCACAUUAAGCAGGCCAUGCUUGACAUUCUUGAUCUCUUUGAUUUGAACAAGAAGGUUGCCAACUGAACCAUUCUUCUCUCUCCGUCAAGCAAAGUGGUUCCAUUUCAGCAAAAAUGCUCUGUAUGUUAGAAGAUUAUAAAUGUAUUAUUGAUUUCUAAUUUAUGUUUGAUUAAACAAGAAAUGGGAAUGUUAAAUAUCAUUAGGGGGCUUUCCCACAUUCGAAAACAUUUUCAUGUAGAGCGCGCCAAAUGAUUUGAAAUUCUUAGCUUUUCUUGGUUUCAUGUCAUAUACCUUCCAAGGGGACCUAUUACUGGAUUCCAAUAGCCCUAAACAACAAGGAAGAAUAACAAUAAUAAGUAGAAAAUUAUAUUUUUAAAUAGUUUUUUUAUAUGCAGACUUUUAAUUAUACAGUAAGUGUGUAAUUAAGAUCUUAUUUAACAUGCCUCGGAGUCCUCAGACUCGUGGACCCACUGUGAUCUUUGGCACCCCCUGGUAUUAGAGUGUACUAUGUAGUAGUUUAGUGCACAGGGUUGGAUUUAUUUCACCGCCUCUGUAAGAGGUUUUUUACAAUUGCCCUAAAAAUUACAUCAACACUAAAUUAAAAAAUUGGCAUAUUUUUAGACUCUCUCAUUUAUUAUAAAAGAGGCAUGACCAACUUACACUCCAACUUUAAAACAACUGCUGCAUGUUUUUUAGUCAGUGACUGCAUUUCAACAUUUUGAGCAUGCUUUCCCUAAGAUAUUGAGGUCAUUCAGGUUUGGUAUCAAAUUUGGGAAUGUGGGAAAGACCUCUUAACAAUGCAUGGGAGACAUGAUUAUAUAAAUUUUGUGAUUAGGUUUAAGUGUAAACAUUGAAAGAAACUAUUCAGUGGGCCUUUUUAAAAUAAUGUACUGUGCCAAUCUUUUUUUUUUAUUUGUCUUCUGCAAAACAGGCAGAACUCUCAGAGCCCAUAUCUGAUUUUAUUUUUAACUAAAUGGCAAAUUCCAAAACACUCUUAUGGGGGGGGGGGAAGGGGGGGGGCAACUUUUUGUGCUGUUUCAAUGCAAAGCAAAUUCAAUGCAAUGUUUUAAGCAGGUAUUUUACUUAUACUGCUGAACCUGUGGAAUAUGUGAUAGUGGUUGUGGGGGAGGGCAGCCACUAGAUGGAGUCCUUAGAGAACUUAUGCAGUGAGCGUAUACUUGAAGGAAAUUGUUUUGAAAGUAUCACUUGCAUGAGAUUUUUUGAAUAGAAUAAUUUUUUUCAGUUACUCAUUUAAAAGUUCCAGCUAAUUUUUGCAUUUAAUUUUUUUGCUCACGAUUUUCUCCAUAGCGAAAUAUUCAUAUACUGUACAAAUUAAAACCAGUCAGCACAAUGAAGUGUUUCUGAUUUUGAGCAAAGUGACACAAGCAGAGAAAGCACAUAGCUGCUUUGUAAACCUUUAUAGUGUCUGGAAGUAAACUGUUCAGAUUACUUUAGCUCUUUUCAAAUGAGUCCUUGAACAAGCAAUUAAAGAAAUCUGUUUAAAGCAGUUGAUUCUAAAUGCAUGCUGUAUAUUUAUCUAUUUUUGUUGUCUUUAAUUCAUUAAAAGGUUGUACCCAGGAGUCUCUUACGAUUUGCUUUCAUUUAUCUGUUUUAAAAUGUGCUAAAGAAAAAAUAGUUUAAAUGGAAACUGUCACUGAAAUGUGUGUGUAUAUGGAACCUAUUGUAUUUAUAUGAUAUUUUCCACAGAAGCAGCUAUCAUGCCAAAUAAACAAUAAAGCAUAUCAUGUCAGAGAAAAA
Clarias gariepinus (North African catfish) is the source of this 4095-nucleotide messenger RNA. It is a transcript of the gene cpt1ab, whose product is annotated as carnitine palmitoyltransferase 1Ab (liver). NCBI's taxonomy places the organism in Eukaryota, Metazoa, Chordata, Actinopteri, Siluriformes, Clariidae. Gene Ontology annotation, molecular function: carnitine O-palmitoyltransferase activity. Gene Ontology annotation, cellular component: mitochondrion. Gene Ontology annotation, biological process: fatty acid metabolic process; carnitine metabolic process. The coding region runs from base 79 to 2403 and encodes 774 amino acids. The record is from RefSeq and is a predicted model, not a curated record. The transcript is spliced from 19 exons.